GUUUUAAAUGCUUUGCUUUCAAAAUCUACAGCACUUCUUGCAGGGCUCAUUUUAAGAACAUCCUGUUGCUGCAGGCAGUAGCGACACGUGACUGUUCAGUAAGAUGGCUUCCCAGGAAUGUAAAUGGUUUCUGGUUUCUGAUCAGGUGAAGUGCAUAGAAGGGUAAACUAGAAUGCUUAAAACAAUCGGUCAGUCCUCAUAGUUUUGCUAUCAAAUGAAAAGCUUGUGGGACAAAUUAGAAAGUCCCUUCUGUCUAGGUAUUCCAGUGAUAGUACCUGAACUGUGUCUUAAAAUGGUGCUGUAGUUUAGGUGCUUGGGUGUGAAACGCUGCUGUUAAUGAGUUAAGGUCUAGCUUCCCAUCUGGUAACCUGGUUACCUUGCCCUCGAUUUCUCUCUCCUCCAGACAAAACAGUAGCACCCACUUGAAAACAUAAGUGCCUUCUGAUCUUCCCUAAAGCUAAAUAAAAUGUUUAAAUAGACUUCCCCUGAUUUCUUAUGUAUGAUCAUGUGAGGGGGUAAAAAAACAAACAAAAAAACCCACCUCAAACAGUAUAUAAUGGAACUGGCUGAUUUGUUGUAGCUGUAGAUACUGAUCUUCAUAAUAGUUAUACUGUCUGAAAAAUCUUGUUUCCUAGCAACAGGUUGCAGAGUAUUUCCAGCUGACAAUAUACAACUGAAGAAUUGGAGAAUAUGUCUCAAUGCACACAUACUCUCCUGCAAUUUGAGUAUACCUGGGCAGGUGCGCAAAAUGUUGGAUCGUCAGGUACAGUUAUGAAAACAACACUGCUGAAAUUCUAUACUAAUCUGGUAAUAUAUAAGAAUCUGUAACAAAACGUCUUCCCCACUGUAAGUCAUUUAACUGUGGGCCGCGGAAGCAAUGACAGUCUAUGUAUUUUUUUUUUUUUCUGUUAAUUGCGAAAAGCAGACUCCGUGCGGCAGCUGUAACUAGAAAAAUAAAGUGUAACAAGAUAGUAUUGGCGGACUGUCAAUCAAAGCAAAAAUUCACAAAUCAGAGCUCACAGAUUGCCAAUGUGUAGGCGGGAUGUAGAGUGAGAGCUUUGACGAUAGGGCAGUGGUAAGGUCAUUUGAUUGCUAUGCUGGCAGAUGUAAAAAGUGUGUUCAGUAUUAAUUAAAUUACAAUAUGUCGAAUCUUCUAACAAAUGAUAUGUUUUGCAAAGUAUAAAGAAAAGGCAGCUAUAGGAGUGUGAAUGCAUUUGUACAUACCGGUAAUUGAUUUGUUAAAUGGGAUUUUGCAAGUUGUAUUUGGUUGCACAAUUAGUGGCGAGUAAUUUAUGCAAGGCUGGACAGUUUAGGUAGAUUUAUACUGUUACAGGUUUAAACAUAUAACAUGCUUUUAAUGUGAGAUUUCCACAUCAAGGAGUGCUAAUAGUGCCUAAUGCAGAUGAACAGGUUGGACUCGGGUUUAAAAAAAAAAAAAAAAAAAAACAAUGCGCACAUCAUACAUCAAAAACUAAAUUUCACAAAAACAGCGAUCGGAAUAUUUCAUAAGCUUGUGCUAUUUCAAUUGAACACUACAGCCCCCGAUUGAUCUUUAGACUAGUGCCCUCUGUUUGGAGCACGGCGCUGACCUUGUUGAAAUGAUAUAUAAUUAUGUCUAUCGGUUUGUCUGUCUUUUACACGUCUAUUACACCCAUUCACAUGUAAUGAAAUAAGUCUUACGGUUUAAAGUGUUAAUUUAAACAAUGUCAUAGUUUUUAAUGCAAGCAUUUACUUUAUACAGUUAUCAUACCACAUAAAAAAAAAAAAAAAAUAAGCAAGAUGUUUGUCAAAUGUAGUGUGGACGCGCGGACUUGUGUUUUAUUUUAUUAAUACUAUUUAAAUCUGGGAUGUUAAUUGUGUAUUAAACAACACAAGCCACGACAUUGCAAAUUUAAUUUAGUAGGAAAUUAAACCAACGUGGUUCACGGUUGCGCAGCACAUUCCGUAAAUACGGUAUUUUCGAUUCCAGCUCAAGUAUCGUCUGUCAGCUGAUUCGUGUUGGCGAGCAAAAAAAAAAGAGAGAAAAACACAGAAACAUGGCGGCUGAGAUUCACUCCAGACCCCAGAGCUCUAGACCAGUUCUUUUAAACAAGAUCGAGGGCCACCAGGACGCUGUGAAUGCGGCGGUUUUGAUCCCGAAAGAAGAUGGGGUGAUCACUGUAGGAGAAGAUAGAACAAUACGAGUAUGGCUGAAGAGAGACAGCGGGCAGUACUGGCCAAGCAUCUACCACACUGUGUCCUCGCCUUGUUCAUCCAUGUCAUAUCACCAUGACAGCAAACGCAUUUUCAUUGGACAGGACAAUGGAGCCAUAGUAGAAUUUGAAAUCUCUGAAGACUUUAAUAAGAUCACUUUCGUCAAAACCUACCCAGCUCACCAGAGCCGUGUUUCUGCCAUCGUGUAUUGCCCAGAAAGUGAGUGGGUAAUCAGCACUGGUCAUGAUAAGAGUGUGAGCUGGAUGUGUUCCAGGAGUGGCAGCAUGCUGGGGAGACACUACUUCAGCUCCUGGGCCUCCUGCUUGCAAUUCGAUCAUGACACAAAGCAUGUCUUCGUAGGGGAUUACUCUGGGCAGAUAACAUUGCUGAAACUGGACCAGAAUACUUACUCCAUCAUAACCACACUGAAGGGACAUGAAGGCAGUAUAGGAUCUCUGUGUUGGGACCCUGUCCAGCGGCUGCUAUUCUCUGGAGCGUCUGAUCACAGUGUUAUCAUGUGGGACAUCGGGGGGCGGAAAGGAAGAAUGCUGCUGCUUCAGGGCCACCAUGAUAGAGUGCAGUCCCUGUGCUAUCUGCAGCUAACUCGGCAGCUGGUCUCCUGCGCUGCUGAUGGAGGGAUCACAGUGUGGAACAUGGACAUCAGCAGAGAAGAGGCUCCUCAGUGGCUGGAGAGUGACUGCUGUCAGAAGUGUGAGCAGCCCUUUUUCUGGAACCUGAAGCAGAUGUGGGACAGUAAAACCAUCGGCCUUCGACAGCAUCACUGCAGGAAGUGUGGCAAAGCCGUGUGUGGGAAGUGUAGUUCAAAGCGGUCGACCUACCCAGUCAUGGGCUUCGAGUUCCAGGUGCGCGUCUGUGAUGACUGCUACGAGACCAUCAAAGAGGAGGACCGUACCUCCCUGGCCACGUUUCAUGAAGGCAAACACAACAUCUCCCACAUGAACAUGGACUCCUCCAGGGGGCUCAUGGUGACCUGUGGCAGCGACCGGGUUGUAAAGAUCUGGGAUAUGACACAGGUGGUUGGCUGUAGCUUAGCAACAGGCUUCUCUCCCCGCUGAGCAUCAUUAUCCCAGAGAGCCGUACCCCAGCCCUUCGGACUGAAGUUACCAAGGAAACACUUUUUAAACCCUUUCCUUUCCUUCUGGAACAUUUGACAUUUCAAAACAACCACUGCUUUGAAGACAUAUUUAAAGGAGCACUGCAUUAUGACUUCUAGGUCACUCUGGGCAGAAAGUUAUACAUUCAUUAUACAUUCAAUUAGAAACUCUGCAAAGCACUGCAUAGUGAAUAUGUCAUAGCCUGAGAAAUCAGAUGCUUCUUGUUUUAAGUAGAUUACUCAAUGUAUUUGCCUCCUCAGAUUUUUAGAAUUGCCCAGGACACAGUGAAGGCAAUGAAGUUGCAAUGCACAGCUAUGGCCAAAGGUUUUGCGUUUCAGUCCUAAAACUCUAGGUGCUGCAAAACUUUUGGCCAGAGCUGUAGUCUGUGUUACUAUUAGAAUUUCUGAUUUGUACUCCAAAAAGUAUAUAUGUGUCUAAGUAAAUAUGUGAUAAAGAGCAAACUCAUUGCCUCAUGUGACUGUUCUGGAUGCAGGAAUGUAGUGGUUUAAAAGAAGAAAAAAAAAAGAUACUCCAACUGAUAAAAUAGAUUGUUCACUAAACAAGAUUCUGUUUGUUGUGACACAUCACGCUGUUCUGCUCUUACCGGCUUCGUAUUAUUGUAAAAACUUUCUAUAGUGUGUAAAAAAUAAAAAUAAAAAUACAACAAGAAUAGUUUGUAAUAAACUGACACACCUCACCAUGCGCUCACUCUUUUUCCAUUAGUAUUGAAUUUAAAGUUUGCCGUUGGUAGUUUACAUGAAGUAGUUUACUAUAUAAUGACACUGGUAUUAUUGUAAGUACUAUGUUCCUACAUUAGCAUAAAGACUCACACAGUUGGCUUAUAUAAUAUAUGGAUGCACUGUUAGAAAUGUGUCACAAGUUAGCUUGUUAAACAGCAGGUGUUAUUGUUGAAAAUGGGGCGCUCUGUAUAUUGCACACAGAAUACAAUAGUACUACAUGUGUUUUUCCAUAGUACAUAGUAUUGUAUCAAAUGCUAGUCCAUAAAUGUCCCCCACAGAUAAUUUAAGGUGGUUUGUUGAUGGUUCAUUAGUCUUCAGUUUUUUUUUUUUUUUUUUUUUUUUUUUUACCUGGGGUAUUGCACAUAAAAUCUUCAGUGCCGUGAAUCACUACCCUGGAAUGUAACAGUCCGGUCUUCAGAGCCAAUGUCAGGCUUAAUAUGAUGCUCAGAUAUGGCAGGUUUGCAAAUUUACUUUCUGUAUGGCCUAGUUCUAUCUCUCGCAAUGCUAGCCUGUAGGAAAUGUUGUGAGUUUUUUUUUUCAGUAAUCUUUGUCUUAAUUUUAACUGAAUCAAAUUAAAAAGGGGUGCCUAGUUUUCAGUAAAUGAAUGCACUGGUUGUGCACAACUUUGCUUUCGAAUGCCACUUAAAUAUGUUUUUACACUAAAUUGUCUAGUAGUCAUGUCCUAAUUGGAGACCUGAGAUGAUAACUGAACGGCAUUGCCUCAACUGGAGAUAGAUAUAUUAGAAAGCCACGAUGUACACCAAUACAUAAUCUCACUCACAAUUACACCUAGAUGCACAGCAGUGCAAUCCCAUGCCAGCCAGGCAUUUCAGGAUCACUCAGUCCUACUUGAUUCAGGGUGGUGGGGUGCCCUUUAUUAAUUGGCAUUAUGUAGAUGAGGAGAUUUUAAGCAUUCAAAUACCCCAACAGUAGUUUUAUUUUUUUAAUUUUUUUCUGCUGAAUAAAGACCAACAUCAAAAAUGCAUUAAGAAGCUGUGUUCAUGUCACGCUGUGUGCCCCUCUGUUGUACAUAGUGGCUUUCUACUGUAAUGGCAGUUCUGAGAACUGUUGUUAUUUUUAACGAUUAGUUUCUAUUGAAAUGGUACUGUACUAAAUACUGCUGCAACACUAAUAGCCCAAUGCAUUCUACACUGUCGCAUUUUACAAUAAAUGAUAACUUCUCAGUACUGUGUGUCUGGAUUUCCUGCACAACUCAAAUGUACUAGCAUUUUAAUUUUACUAGACCAUUUAUUCUUUACAGAUUAAUUUAGAUGUGUAGAUUUGUCAUGUUUAAUUUACCGGUUUACCUUGAAUGGUGAAAGCAUCAUGUUAAAGAUGUUCUGUGAUUCUUUCUCAUUUAAUAUUUAUAGACAAUUUACAACACAAUGCUUUAAAAUAUUCUCCCCAAGCAAAAAACGUUGCUAAGAUGCACAAGCUGUGCAUUAAUCCUCAGUAUUUAAGCUCUGUUCCUCUCUC
Messenger RNA from Polyodon spathula (Mississippi paddlefish), 5524 nucleotides. Its product is annotated as WD repeat and FYVE domain-containing protein 1. Gene Ontology annotation, molecular function: protein binding; metal ion binding. The transcript has 12 exons. NCBI's taxonomy places the organism in Eukaryota, Metazoa, Chordata, Actinopteri, Acipenseriformes, Polyodontidae. Bases 2037 to 3269 code for a protein of 410 amino acids. The record is from RefSeq and is a predicted model, not a curated record.